CUUUUCAAACCAAACAGCCCUCUGAAGCCCUGCUAAAUGGCCAAAGGUGACUGUUUCGUGUUUCUGGAUUUUGCCUUCAACCAAGUUCCUGCUGGGCGAGUGAUCAUCAAGUUGUUCCUUGAUGUGGCCCCAAAAACCGCAGAAAACUUUCGCUGCUUGUGCACUGGGGAGAAAGGCAUGGGCCAGCUGGGCAAGCUCCUCUACUACAAGGGCUCCCGAAUGCAUAGGGUGGUUCCCUUGUGCAUGGUGCAGGGCGGGGAUAUUGUGAACGGAGACGGAACGAGCGGAGACAGUAUUUAUGGCGAAUACUUUCCCUCAGAGGCGCGCGAAGUAGAGCACACAGAGCCUGGCAUGGUGGGACUAUCCAUCGACAGUUCUGGAAGAAAUUCCUCCCAAUUCUACAUCACCACGCAACCCUGCCCACACCUGGACGAUCAGAAUGUGGUCUGCGGCAAGGUAGUAAAGGGCUUGGACGUUAUCCAGGAUAUGUCGGAAAUCCCUCGCGAGAAUGACAUUCCGCAAGGGGACAUCGUGAUCUGUGACUGCGGAGAGCUGAAACCGGGCGAGCCCUGGUGUUUAGAGGAAAACGACGGGACGGCCGACGUUUACCCCCCAUGGCCCAACGAUUGGAACGGAUCUGUCGACGAACAUCUCCUGACUGGGGUCAUUCGAGAUAUCAAUGGCUCGGGCCACAUUUUCUACCACAAGCAGAGCUACCAGGACGCCGAGCGCAAGUACAAGAAGGUCUUGAGGUAUAUUGACUGGUUCAUCGAAAAGUCCUCCAAGAGAGCGGACAACUCCUUCAUGGAGUUUCGCUACAACGUGUUGCUGAACCUCUGCGCGGUGCGGCUGAAGCUGAAUAAAAACGCGGAGGUGAUACAGCAUAGCAGCGAGGUGAUUGCACACAACCCGGACAACGGCAAGGCCUUUUAUAGGAGGGCGUGCGCCAAGCUGGCGCUCAAAGAGUACGAUGGGGCGCUGCAGGACCUCAAAAUCGCCUACAAGUUGCACCCGAACGACCGCAGCAUUAGAAACACGUUCGAGGCCGCCAAAAGAAAGAGGCAGCUCUACUUGAAUAAGGAAAAGUUGUUUUAUUCGCGGGCGUUUAACAAUGUCCAUUAAGUUGUUGCUUUGUUAUGUUUUUAUUAUUUUGGAUAGCCAAUAAAUGGCUAGUUAUUGCAACUGGUUCACACGAAAA
This is a messenger RNA of Dendroctonus ponderosae (mountain pine beetle), 1198 nucleotides long. RefSeq names its product peptidyl-prolyl cis-trans isomerase D. Gene Ontology annotation, cellular component: intracellular membrane-bounded organelle. Gene Ontology annotation, molecular function: protein binding; peptidyl-prolyl cis-trans isomerase activity. Gene Ontology annotation, biological process: protein peptidyl-prolyl isomerization. NCBI's taxonomy places the organism in Eukaryota, Metazoa, Arthropoda, Insecta, Coleoptera, Curculionidae. The record is from RefSeq and is a predicted model, not a curated record. The transcript is spliced from 6 exons. Bases 37 to 1122 code for a protein of 361 amino acids.